Molecule: messenger RNA, 11494 nt
Organism: Ictalurus furcatus (blue catfish)
Lineage: Eukaryota; Metazoa; Chordata; Actinopteri; Siluriformes; Ictaluridae
Gene: l1camb
Product: L1 cell adhesion molecule, paralog b
Exons: 27
Coding region: 2780-6544 (1254 amino acids)
Biological process (GO): cell-cell adhesion; brain development
Molecular function (GO): cell-cell adhesion mediator activity
Source: RefSeq, a predicted model, not a curated record
UGUCUCGCACACAGUGUCACUCAUCGGCCACUAGAGGGAAAUGCAGAGCGUCACAGCUGCUGUUUCUUCUUCUCUGGUUCGGGAAAACUUUGGGAUCCAUUCACAUCCCUAGCGGCUGUGAGUCUCAGUCUUCAUGAUGUUCUGCUCUGGUUAAAAUGCGCAGUUUAAAAAAAUAAAACUAUGAUGAUGUUAGACCUGAGAGGAAGAAAACUUUUUUUUACUUUUCAUUUUACCCUUUAAUAAAUUACAAUCAACAUAAGCUCUCACACAAGUUUUAAUAAACCACUCAAAUUCCAUAUGACCGGUUGUCUGGUCAUGACUUAAAUUUCCUCACUUUGUAGUUACGGAAUCAUUAAGUCAGUACGUUUACACGGACAGCGGUAAUCUAAUGAUCGACCUUAUUCUGAAUAAGACAAUAUUCUGAUUAAGGUGUUUACAUGGACAGCAGUAAUCUAAUGAUCGACCUUAUUCUGAAUAAGACAAUAUUCUGAUUGAGGUGUUUACAUGGACAGCAGUAAUCUAAUGAUCGACCUUAUUCUGAAUAAGACAAUAUUCUGAUUGAGGUGUUUACAUGGACAGCAGUAAUCUAAUGAUCGACCUUAUUCUGAAUAAGACAAUAUUCUGAUUAAGGUGUUUACAUGGACAGCAGUAAUCUAAUGAUCGACCUUAUUCUGAAUAAGACAAUAUUCUGAUUAAGGUGUUUACAUGGACAGCAGUAAUCUAAUUAUCGACCUUAUUCUGAAUAAGACAAUAUUCUGAUUAAGGUGUUUACACGGACAGCAGUAAUCUAAUUAUCAACCUUAUUCUGAUUAAGGUGUUUACACGGACAGCAGUAAUCUAAUGAUCGACCUUAUUCUGAAUAAGACAAUAUUCUGAUUAAGGUGUGUACACGGACAGCAGUAAUCUAAUUAUCGACCUUAUUCUGAAUAAGACAAUAUUCUGAUUAAGGUGUUUACAUGAGUCGCUUUUAGAAUACUCCUUUCAUGUUCCAGUUUUACAUGUUAUAACAGAGAUCGAUUAACAGCACACGUCAUUACUAUUAUUUGUCACGAUAUACGUGCAAAUAGACGACUGCUUGAAGCAAAACAAAGACGCUAGGCUUCUCUAACAGUAUAGUUACAUUUUUUUUUCACACUGAAAGUAAGAAAAACGUGUCAUUGCAGACAUUUUCCCUUAUAUUUCCGCACGUUAUUUUCCACAUGCUUUUUUACAACUGUAAUUCCAUUCUAGAAGAUAUAACACUUACCUGCUUACCAGGUGGCAAACAUCCACAUUUACAUGGAUAAUGUGAUUUCACAGUGACCGUAGAAAUCAGACAAAACAGUCAGGAAUCUUGACAUUUCCCUGCCAUGUGCUUGUGCUUGUGUUAUUACGUCAUAAUUACACUUAGCAUGCUAAGUGAAGCUAACUGAGGUUUCAAAAUGGCAUCACAUCUAAUGGAAUUUUCUUAGAACUAUAUAGCGGAUACAGGAUAACCCUAAAUCACCGUUCAUGCUCAUACCACAGCACGCUCGAAUUCUCGAAUCUGAUUGGUCAGAAUUUGUGCGUUAUUUUUGCAUAGUACUGCAUAUAGAUUUCUAUGAACGCACUCGUUUUAAUAAGUCCUCGUUUCUAUAGUAACAGCUCGUUCGAGGAAUUAUACGGCAGACACUCCACAUCUAAUCGUAAACAGAUUACAGAGAUUAGAAUCAUUGAUGUGGUGAUGUUUUGUUUGUUGGGAGACGUUUCCGAAACAUUCCUGUAAAACGUGCAAGGCGUCAUUCAUUAAUACAUGAAACGUGGACUCGCUGUGGUACGAGCAGAAUAACACACGUCGGACCGUGCCGUUAUAGGAAAAUCAUACAAACACCCAAACACAUAGUGUGUUAUUACUUACUUAUUACUUAUUACUUACUUGUUGUCGUGGUUACAUUCCAACGAGAUAUGGCACUAAUCCAAUACGCAGUAUCAGUACCCAGUAUACCCAGUAUCAGCGUCAGGCUGCUACCAGGAACAAAAUGGUGAAUGGAUACUGGGGAAAACACAAUAUACUGUAUCAUAUCCUGUAACAAGUGGCAACAAUUGGAAUUGGAUUUGGAAAUUAAAUAAAUUUUUGGAUUCUGGAAAUAUUUUGAAUAUAAAGACACACGUUUUUUUUCUUUCUUUCUUUCUUUCUUUCUUUCAUUUUUUAGGAUUGGUUUUAUUACAUUUAUACUCCAGAUUUUAUUAUAUUUACUAUAUUUCCAAUGUGAUUUUUGUGUGAAAGUGCUUCCGAUACAAAAAAAAAAAAAAAAAAAAAAAAACAUUUUAAACCUUAGUAGUAGUUUUUAAAGAAAACUAUUACAUGGGUCUGGAUAUCGGCUGACACUCGAGGUUUCAGUAUCUGUAUCGGUAUCGGAAAAGAAAACAGCGGUAUCGCGCCGUGUCUAAUUCCAACAGGGUUACAUAGCAGCCUUGGAUUUCUACACAGAUUAUUUCUCAAAUUCAAGUUUGAAAGAAAGAAGGAAAGAUGUCUAGACAUGCUUAAUACUUAACAAGCUGUCAUGGUUUAUUUGAGUGAAUAUAACGUUGUGAUAAUAUUAAUAAUAAUGGUGACAUGAGAGUGUAAUAUGUAAUAGCAUGUGUGUUACUAAUGCUUCAUGACUAACAUCUCUUACCGACUCCAUUCCUGCACUCCACUCGUCUGUGUGGGUUAUGUCGGUAUCCGUUCUGCUCUGCUACACGGUAUGGGAAUGAUUUAUGUAAUCUUCUCUUUCUUCAUGUUUUCUUUCUCUAUUCCUUCCUUCUGGCACCCGCUGGAAUGACAGAUAACAUUUCUGACCUGAAAGAGCCUCCACUGAUCACACUACAGUCGCAGUCGUACACCGCCUUCUACACCGAUGACGUCUCUCUGAGGUGCGAAGCUAGCGGCAAACCCAAACCCACUUUUCGAUGGGUGAAAGAUGGCGUACUGAUCAAGGAGGAAAGGAACGGGUCGGGAAAUUUUAUAGCCGACCCAAAUGAAGAACUGAAAUUUUACCAGGGGACGUAUCGCUGCUACGCGUCAAACGAGCUCGGGACGGCUGAAUCGGGCCUGAUAGAACUCAUCACUGAGCCCAUUCCAGUCUCAGUAAAGGACAAGAGGGUGGUGAAGAGGGUGAACGUCAUUGAGGGUGAAAGUGUGGAGCUACAAUGUAAUAUUCCAAACAGCACAGUGAAAGCUAACAUCCACUGGAUGGACAAGAAACUGAUGCAUAUUAAGCAAAGUGAACGCGUCACUAUUGGCCUGAAUGGUAAUCUGUACUUCGCCAAUGUGCUGAUCAGCAACACCAGAGACGAUUACACCUGCUACACCCAGUACGUCGAAGCCAGAACCAUUUUAUCCACAGAUCCAGUUUUUCUCCAUGUUAUUCCCUCCAAUGAGGUGGUGAACAGACAUCCCGGUCUCCACCAACCCAAGGGCACACACACCAAUUAUUUUGCCCUCCGAGGCCAGACUCUCAUCCUGGAGUGUAUUCCAUACGGGCUGCCAACUCCCUCGAUCAAGUGGGAAAGGAAAGACGCUUCGUUUUCCUCCACUAAAGCAACUGAGGAGCGCUUCGGCCGGUGGCUGGAGUUCACUUCAAUCUCGGAGAGUGAUGAUGGAGAGUACACCUGCACGGCCUCGAAUAUAAUGGGACAAGCAAAACACUCGUACACGGUCACCGUGGAGGCUGCUCCUUAUUGGACGAAGCAGCCUAAGAGCUCCCUAUACUCACCGAGCGAGACGGUCAGACUGGACUGUCAUGCUGACGGCAUUCCUACACCACACAUUGUAUGGAAGAUUAAUGGAGUGGCCAUCUCUGAAACGAGUCCUGAUACCAGGCGCACUGUAAAAGGCGGGACUUUAAUCCUGAUUGAUGUUCAGUUAUCUGACACGGCUGUCUAUCAGUGUGAGGCCUCCAAUAAACACGGCACGGCCAUCCUGAACACCUACAUCCACGUCGUCGAACUGCCCCCUCAGAUUCUGACUGAUGACAGAAGAGUGUAUAAGUUGAUGGAGGGAUCCAUGGCAUCUCUGUACUGCAGUUCUUUCGGUUCUCCACGACCCCAAAUCAGCUGGGAGAGUGAAGAGUUCGGUUCGGUUCUGUCCAACCCGAGGAUGUCACAGAUGACCAACGGCACGUUACACAUCACCAACGUGAGCUACGAUGAUGCAGGAACGUACCUGUGUUCAAUCAAAAAGACUAACAUAUCCAUUACUGCACUGCUGGUGGUGCUGAACAGGACUCGGAUCGUGUCCCCUCUUCAUGACCUCCGGGUAAAACAUGGAAAUUCGUUGGUUUGGCCGUGCAGGUACGAAGUGGACAAUCGAUUCUCUAAGCCCUUAAUCCAGUGGAGGAAAAAAGGACAAAAAAUCACAACAUUAUCUCCAGACGACAAAUACACAGUGUUUGAAAAUGGAUCACUGUGGAUCACUGACAUCACCCUUGAAGAUGCUGGACCCUACAGCUGUGAGGUCAUCACCCGCUUGGACAGUGAUAUGACCACUGGAUCACUGACUGUGAUCCAUAAGCCUGAACGUCCUCACUCACUGAAGCUGGAUGAGAAGGCGAAUCGCAGCGUCACUCUGUCCUGGAGCCCCGGAGACGACAACAACAGCCCUGUGUUCGAGUUUGUGAUUGAGAUGCUAGAAGAACCGCCCUUAGAAGCAGCGAUGUGGAAGGAGCUGAAGCGUGUUCCUGCUGAAAUCCAUCACCUGGAGAUUUCUCUACUUCCCUUCUGCACGUACCACUUCAAAGUGGCGGCGAUCAAUGAGAUCGGUCCGAGUGACUUCAGCAAGCCGUCUGAGUCGUACACCACACCUCCUGCAGCACCUGACAUGAACCCGGAGAAAGUGAGGAGUGAAUCUACUGAUCCAGAAACUAUGACCAUCACAUGGGAGGAGCUGGAGCCCAGGCACUUUAACGGCAAAGAUUUUGGGUAUAAAGUGUCAUGGCGUGAUGCAACUGGCCCUGAGAAGCCUUGGCAGUCUGCGACUGUUUCUCACCCUCCGUUUAUAGUCAACAAUACAGAUACCUUCGUGCCCUUUGAGAUCAAAGUGCAGGCGGUGAAUAGCAUCGGCGAAGGACCGAGUCCAGAGGCUGGCAUCGGCUACUCGGGAGAAGACAUCCCCGUGGAGGCACCGGAUGAAAUAGACGUGACUCUGGUUAACGCUACAGCCGCGUCGGUGAAGUGGAAUCCAAUCAGUAGAGAGUCUGUGCGUGGACAUCUUCUUGGCUACAUGAUCUACCUGAGGAGGCUGGGUUCCAGAGGAGACAGUGGGAAAAAGAAGCGAGCGCUAGCUACGGUGAAAGAGAUGGUGCGAGACAUGGAGCAUGUGAUGGAGCGUGAGGACGAAAGACAAGUGAUCAUCGUUGAAGGAAAAGAGGAGGCGACCGUGAGUGGUCUGGACUUCUACUCUGAUUAUGAGCUGUCAAUCGCAGCCUUCAACAGCAAGGGAGAGGGGCCUCUGUCUCCUCCCACCCGCUUCGAGACAGCUGAGGGAGCUCCAGGCCGGGCUUCACACUUGAGAUUUGAGAGUCCGUCGGAGACCGAGCUGAAGCUCUUCUGGAAAAAACCUCACAAAACUAACGGGAUCCUGAAAGGAUACAUCAUAACACACCAAGAGUUUGUGGAGAACGGUCCCAGCACGAUACAGAGCAUGACAAUUGAAGAUCCAACAGUGACGCAGUACACAGUGGACAAACUGGACUCGAAAAAUUACUACAUUUUCUCCCUGAGAGCUUUUACUGCUGCUGGAGAAGGAGAACCCAUCCACGUUAAUGCCACCACCUUACUCGACGGAGUUCCACCAACUUCUGUCAACGCGACCGUUGGAGAAACGUCUGUGAAUCUGAGCUGGGUUCCAGGAGAACGGCACCGAAACACCGGCUUUACAGUCCACUACCUGAGGAACGGGGAUCAGUGGGAGGAAUCAGAGCAGGUGAAUUUGACGCAGGCCUUUUAUCAGCUGCAGGGACUGAAAGCAGGAACAAAAUACCGCCUGGAAAUUCGCCACAACAACCUCACAUACUGGACAUUUGAUAUGAAGACUACAGGACCAGAGGUAACAGGAGUGAAGAACGGCUUCGCCACUCAGGGCUGGUUCAUCGGCCUCAUCAGCGCCGUGGUGCUGCUGCUGCUCCUCCUGCUCAUCCUCUGCUUCGUCAAAAAGAGCAAAGGAGGAAAAUAUUCAGUGAAGGAUAAAGAGGAAGGACAGAUCGACUCUGAUGCGAAACCCAUGAAGGAUGACGCGUUUGGAGAGUACAGAUCCCUUGAGAGCAGCGACAAUGACGAGAAGCGUUCUUUCAGCCAGCGCUCGCUGUGUCCCGAUCUGAAACGCGCGAGUGAUGACAGUCUGGUGGAAUACGGAGACAGCGUGGACAUCCAGUUCAACGAGGACGGCUCGUUCAUCGGGCAGUACAGCGGCCGCAGAGACACGCAACCGUACCCGCACGGAGAGCACGAGAGCUCAGGGAUCCCGUCCCCAACCAACCCCGGCAUGGAGCCUCCACGCAGCGGCAACCUCUCCACCUCCAUCACUGGCGUCUUCGGGGGGAACUGAGACACGACCGGACGACUCUGCCGUAUCACGAGAGAGACUGAGCUGGAGAGAUCAACCUGUCCUAGCACUGGCUUUCAUUCAUAAGUAAACAAAGAUCAUUUAUUCUCUGACUAGCAAGUUUAAUUUAAAAAAAUAAAUAAAAUAAAAAAAGACAUACAGGGACCGAAAAAUAUUCCAUCACUGCCGAUAACGUUAACAGUUUUUAAAGCACACACGCGCUCAUACAAUUAAAUACACACACACACACACACACAGACAUAUUAGUCUAAAGGCCUGGAUAGACUUUUCUCCCCAAAUCCAACAGUGACAUCACUGAACUCCAGAACAACCUCUCAUCUUACGACACAAAAUGGCCGCCCAAGCUAUCAACUCACAGAUUGCAACUUCAGCGUAUUGGGCAUCGAUCUGAAGUGACUUCUAAUGGCUCCGCCCCCUUUCUGCUAUGUAGCACCGGUCACAUAUCUCCAAGAAGGAAACGUGUCUAGUGGUUAGUCUCACCACGGACAUCAGAUACACACUAAAAUCUUGAUUUAUGAAAGAUUCGCAUGGACGCUUCAUAACACCAGAAAUGAAAAGAUUGCGCUGAUUAAUGGAGAAGGAUCACAUCUGUGAUAUGUGAAAAAAAACUGCCAUGUCUGCCUUAAUGAAUAUGUAAUUUGGUGUGUUUCUUCUCUGUGUGUUUGAGCACAGGCAUAACUUUACUUUACAACACACACAUGCAAUAUACUGUAUAGCUUUUGCACCAGUAUUCAACCAUUGUGAAACAGUCUACUUGACAUUAACGCUACUUAAGGUUUAGUUUAAAUACUACAACUUUGAACAUCUUGAACUCGUCGUGGCUAAUUGACCCGAUCGCACACACAAUUUAGUACGCGUUUUUUGCGGUAUUAGUAAAUCAGGGCCGAAAAGUACACGAAAUACAUGAUUUGUGACAAACUGAAGAGAAAUCAGGAAGUCGUUACCUCAGGAAAACUGGAACCGUGACUAGAAAACAAGGAAAAAACAAACAAACAAACAAAAAAAAACAAGUGUAUAACAGUGAAGAAAAAUUAAAUUCACAAUCUUUGUUAUGCCUCUCAAAAACAUAACGCGCUACAAUAUUUACAGUAUGUAAUUAAUUAACUAACUUGUUCUAAGCCAAAGUCCCGAAUUAAACGUAGGUGAUGCUGAUGUUUUAUGCUUGUGUGUAGAAAUCAUCGUCUCCUUGGCGAUACGACUGUGAACAUGUUGUGUGAAGUAGAUUUAAGUUAGGUUUAUUUUAAAAUACUGUCCUCCGCUCAUUCGACAAGUGGCCAGACAGUCGUGUGACGUAGGUGUUGCGCAAUAACAAACGGGGAUAGUGUGAAUAUUAACGAAGGGGGCGUGGUCAGGGCGGAGCUGUGGCGUGAGUGAGGAAGGUCCGUACAACACACAGAGCCGAACUGAAUUAUUGCGGUGUGAAAUUUCGUCAGAUUUGUCUUUCCAGGCCUUCAGAAAAGACACGACGAAUAGAAAACAUUCCAGAUCAGUGUUUACAGGACAAACGCAUGACAUUUAUUCCUCCCGUUCUAGCCUGUGUGUGCUUUCCAACAUCUUCUCCUGUAACGUUUCCCAUCGAUCCCCGUCAACCCCCUGUUAAACCCUCAAUAAUGCAAAACGUGUUGUAAUACUUUCAUACUAAUACGCCGUACUAACUAAACUACAAAAUGUAAUGUUGUAAUGGUUUGGGUUUUUUUCCCCCCCCAAAAUGGCUGACGUUACAGUAACAUUAUAUUAGCAUGCUGAUACAGAGUGUAAUAAUGAAAUUAAACACACACACACACACACACGUUCAUUUGUUCAUAAGGAACGUUACAAAUCAGAAAUGGCGUUAUUUGUUUUAUUACGUCUCGUCAUCUCAUCGUAUUUAUGAAUAAUCCAGAAUUCCCCCAGAAAUCAGAGUCAGGGACUUAAAAGAAUCAAGAGUGGUAAUGAUGACUUAUAUGUCUUAGGGAUUUAAAAAAUAAUAAUAAUUAUAUACUGCAUUUUUUGUUUUCCCCGUCACAAUAAUCAUAUCCGUCUUACAUAAGCGGGUGUGUGUUUAUUUUGCACUAUAUCUUUCUGUAUUUGAUUUAUUUAUUUAUUUAUUUGUUUGGUCAAAUGCAUUUUAAUUUCCUACAUUUUGGUCAUGACCCCCCCCCCAUAAUUUCCUAUACAUUUUUAUUUUAAUCUAUACAUUAAUGCAUAGUUAUUUCAUUAAGACAGUUUGUGUAAAAUAUCAUACUGUACUAUAGCAGCAUAUGUAUCUUAUAUGCCUUAGGGAUUUAAAAUAUAUAUAUAUACAUAUUUAAUUUUUUUUUUUUUUUUGGUCACAUCAGUCUUUCAUAAGCAGAUAUUUUACUUUUUUUUUGGUAAAAAUACAUUUGCUAUACAGUUUAAUUUGAUGAAUUUUUUUAUUAUUAUUAUUUUAAUUUACAACAUUUAUGGACAAUUAUUCAGUCAUGUUUAGGUUCAUUCCAGCAUUAUAAUAAUAUAAUAAUGAUACCAUACUGUACUAUAGCAGCAUAUGUAUCUUCUAUGCCUACAUGUACGGUGUGUACUCGUCUGACUCCUUUAUUAAUCUCCAUAUCUUACUUUUGAACAAUUCAGGAAUCAUAUAUCUGUAUCAUUACCGGUGUAUUGUCAUCCGCAGGGUGUUCAGUAGUGUAUUUGUUGCUACUCGCUAUAAGGUCAAACAUCCCCAGCCAAAAUCUCUGCUUUUUAAAAAAAAAAAAAAAAAAAAAAUUACUUUUUUUCAUUUCUGUGAACCAAUACUGAGCUCUAUUAGCCGCAGAUGCUAAGCGCAUGAAUCUCGACAAUGAUAUGGCGAAUCUGUCUGUAAGGCUGUGCCUGUUUGUUUCCCCUCUUAAUGCUGAAAUUUGAAUAUGAUGCCUUACAGAGCUAUGGCUCUUUUUUUGGUCCUCUAUUUUCUAUUUCCAUCUGUCUUUUUAGUAUCUGUCCAUCUGAGAUAACGCCAAGCAUGAGUCACUAAGAGAUAGUAGUUUAGCUAGGCAUGUGCCGAGAAUCGGUUGUGCGAUAGAUCGUGAUGUGGUUAUCGUAGACUUUUUUUAAAAAAAUGACCGUCAUGAGUUCCGCUCGGGAGGAAAACGUUGGCGCGGGUGGAGAUAAAGUCAGUCGCGUUCAGUGGAGAGAAUGAAAAGCAUUCUGUUUCAGCAUUGUUAGCUUUUUAGCGUUCUGUUUUAAACCAGAUAAGACGCUAAAACGUGGAUUCGCUAACUGCUAGCUAUCAUGGAGAUGGAAAUUUGAAGGAAUGACCCAUCUAAAUGUGGACAACAUGGCAGACUGGAUCGUUUCCCUGACUGAGGAAUUGUUUACACAGCUUUCUGAUAGCUAACGUCUCCUUUAUGGUUCUUAUAAACUGUCAUAUUUGUGUUUGUUUAUUGCCAGAAAUGAUUCCAGUGGUUACGAUUAGCUAGCUAACAUACUGUAUCACUAGCUCAAAGGCAUCAUACUGACCUUGACUAUGUUUUGACACCAAUAGUCAUAUUUGUGUGUGUCAAUCACUACAAAUCAUUUUUUAGCCAUCUAACAUAGCACAUCCUGUCAGGAAGUUCAUAGAACGUGCUAGCUAGCAUUAGUUAGUUGGCUAGCUAGUGAUUAAAGCAUAGAUUUGAUGCUGAUGGUCAUAUUUGUGUGUCAACUGUUGUGCAAAAGUUAUUUUUACGGUCACAUUUACCUGACAGAACUUGCUAGCUAGCGUUAUCUAGCUAGUCAGUUGUGUUAGCCAGCAUGUUUAUUGCUACAAAAGCUAAGGGAUAGGGUUGAAAAAAAAAGCUGAGCGGUUUGUAUCCGAGCUGAGGAGCGAGUGAUUGUUUUACACACUCUUUACGGUUCGUAUGAACAGUCGUAGCUGCAUUUGUUGGUUGACAGAAAGUGUUCCAACAGUUACACUUAGCUAGCCAACGCUAAUGCAACCUCACAGACAGCUUAUAUAAUGAGCUAUGUAGCAUUUUUAUUAGCUGGCUCACUGGUUAUUGAAGCAAAAUUUUACUAUGACCAUACUUGUGUGUGUCAAUCACCGUAAGUCAUUUUUUUAUAGUUACAUUUAGCUAGCUCAACCUGACAGAACUUGCUCGUCAGUUAUGUUACCCAGCUUGUUGGUUUUUUUUUGUUUUUUUUACUUUUUGUGUGUCAGCUAGCUAGUUAUUACAGCAAAGAAAUUGACACAAACAGUCAUAUACUUGUGUCAAUUGCCACAAGUUGUAUUUAUGUUUACAUUUAGCUGGCUAAAUUAGCUCAACCUGACGGAACUUGCUAGCGAGUGUUAUUUAGCUAUUCGGUUAUGUUCCGCAGCUUGCUUUUGGCUACGACAGCUGAGCAAUUAGAGCAGUGAAAUGCCACGUCACGAUAAUAUCGUAAACUGUGAUAGUUAGUCGAUUACAUCGGCACAUGCAGAGCUGUAAAGCCUCCCUUUUAAUUUGUGUUUUCUUGCUAGUAUUUAGUGAAUUUAUUAGAUGAGUUGCUGAGCAGGCAGCCAGAAAGAAUCAGCGAGGCUUUCUGAAUGUAAAUAAACGUAAAGAUUGUCAUUUAGCAUUUCGCUUCCAUUCUUUUCUUCUUCUUUUUUUCUCGGCGGAAGGAUGUUUUUAUAUAAACGUGCACUGUUUUUAUUUCGCCAUUUCGCAGGUUUGAUAAUACGUUUAGAAGAGUAGGAAAUGGGAAUGCAGCCUUCUGUCUUUUGUUUAUUUUUUAUUAUUAAUUAAGAAAUGAAUCACGAAGCUUCGCUACUGUUUCUGUACAUUGUAAUAAAGAGUGUAAUGAAGUGAAGUGAAGGAACUCUUCCUGUAGAGGGGCGCUCUCAGGGCUGUUAGUUUACUCACAUCUUUUUGUAACAAUGAGCAAAAGCGCUGCAUAAAAGUGUUUCCAUCCACCUGUUUUAAUGCUAAUUGUGGAUUUGCGCAUGAAUAAAAACAGAAUUUCAAAAACACAACUUAA